AACUCCAUUUUAUCAAAAUUUCUUCAAUCUCUUAACCUUCAAACCCUUUUCAUAAUUAUUUGAUUCUCUGAGAGGCUCCAAGAGAUCAAUCUAAGAAGAUGCUUUUACAAGUUUUCUGCUAAACAAGGUCCCUUGUAUUUCCAUCCAACGUGCCGGAAAAAUGGAAAAUCAAGAAAGAUCUUCAGGUUAAGUUGAAUGGAAAUUACAACCUUUUUAAGCAUAAAAAAAUAAAAUGGGGUUGAUGGAAUUCAGAAGAUUUGGAUUGGUUGUUGGUGAUCAGAGAUAGAAAUUAUUGGUCUCCUAUUAUGAGUUUGAUAACCCAAUGGGGAAACUUCCUAAGUUAAGCCGAUGAUGGAGGUUUUGGACAGAUGGGUUUCAAGAGCAGCUGAAUGUUUUAUCUUUUGCCUUUUCAUACUCUUUCAAUCAACUUUUGCACAAGAAGGAUUUCUGAGCAUAGCAUGCUGCGCAGGAGGUAAUUAUACAGAGCAGGUUACAAAUAUAACUUGGGUAUCGGACUCCCAAAGGUUCCCUGAUACAAUAAGUUAUUGCCAGAAGAUAAGCAAACCUGUUGUGAACCAAACUGGCUAUAAUGUAUCUCGGAUAUUCAACAUACCGAAAGGGAAAAUAUGUUACAGCUUGCCUACAACAAAGGGUGAAGAUUAUCUUAUAAGGGGUACAUUUUUGACCGGUCUCACCGGAUCUUCCUUUUGGGUUUCGGUCGGUGUUAAUGAAAUUGGUCUAGUGAGUUCUUCUCAGGAUUUGGAGAUUGAGGGGAUUCUUAGAGCAACCAAGAACUAUACAGAUUUCUGCUUGGUGGAGAAAGAGGGAGCUCCUUAUAUUUCAAAGCUUGCUCUGAGACCUCUGUGGGAUUUGGAGUAUUUACAGGAGUUUCCUAACAGUGUUCUCAGAUUGGUCAAAAGGAUUAAUUUGGGUGGGAGUGGAGCAGAUAUCAGCUUCCCAGAUGACAAAAGUGACAGAAUUUGGGAACCCAUUUCGAGUCUUCAACCCACGAAUCAAAUUGUUUCAGGACCCGAUAUCAACAUCUCCAACUAUCAAGCUACAGUGAAAGUACCUCUUCAAGUUCUGCAAACGGCUCUGACCGAUCCUAACCGAUUGGAGAUUUCACUGCGUGACCUUGACACGCAGUAUUACGAGUACCUUGUGUUCCUCUACUUUCUUGAGCUAAACAAGACAGUUGAACCUGGCCAGAGGGUGUUUGGUAUCUACCUGAACGGUGAGAGAAGAAAACCCACAUUUGAUAUACAGGGUAAUGGGUCCAACUAUAAUGAGGUUGUUUUCAAUGUCAGCGCACAUGGGUUUGUUAAUGUGACCUUGAUCAAGGCCUCUGGGUCUGUUUUUGGUCCCCUUUUCAAUGCCUAUGAGAUCUUUCAGGUCCAUCCAUGGUCUCAAGACACUAGCUCGGGAGAUGCGGAGGUGAUUUUAAAGGUGAAAGAUGAGUUGUUGGUGCAUAACCGGCAGAACAAUCUCUUGCAGAGAUGGUCCGGAGACCCUUGUCUUCCAAUUCCAUGGGAUGGCAUUUUUUGCGGUAAAUUUCAAGGUUCUACUGUCAUCACCAAAGUGGAUCUUUCUUCUAGGAAUCUUGGUGGACCACUUCCUUCGAAUGUUACUAAGUUGACCCACCUGAACAUCUUGAACCUGAGCUCCAAUGUUUUCACCGGCGAAAUUCCAUCAUUUCCUCCUUCCUCCAUGUUGAAAGAAGUAGAUUUGAGAAAUAAUGAUAUCACGGGAAUGCUCCCAGGAUCUUUUGCCUUGCUUCAAAACUUGGAAAUAUUAUAUCUUGGUUGCAAUCCUCGGUUUGUCAAAGUGCCUCCACCAGGCUUCAAUAUCUCAAAGCUAAACAUAGACCCUCAAGGAUGCACUAUAGAAGGACAACGAUCUUUAAAACGGGGCAUCAUUAUAGGCUCUGUUGCAUGUGGUUCUUUACUACUUACUAUUGUACUUGGGAUUGUUUUUGUUUAUUUUUACAAACAAAAAUUAAUGCCUCGGGGAAGAUUCAACAGGAAAGGAAUUAAAGGAUACCCUAUGACAAAGAAUAUAAUUUUCUCACUACCAAGUGUAGAUGAUGUUGCUAUAAAGUCAAUAUCCAUAGAGACAUUUACGCUUGAAUACAUUGAAGCUGCCACCCAAAAAUAUAGUACUAUGAUUGGUGAAGGAGGUUUUGGGUCAGUUUACCGUGGCACUCUACCUGAUGGUCAGGAAGUGGCAGUGAAGGUCCGAUCAGCAACAUCAACUCAAGGAACUCGCGAAUUUGAAAAUGAGCUAAAUCUUCUGUCAGCUAUUCGCCAUGAGAAUCUGGUGCCUCUUCUUGGUUAUUGUUGCGAAGCUGACCAAGAAAUUCUUGUUUAUCCAUUUAUGUCAAAUGGCUCUCUACAGGAUCGCCUCUAUGGGGAAGCAUCCAAAAGAAAAAUACUGGACUGGCCAACCAGACUUUCAAUUGCUCUUGGUGCUGCUCGAGGUUUGAUGCAUCUUCACACGUUUGCUGGUCGUUGCAUUAUACAUAGGGAUGUCAAAUCAAGUAAUAUACUUCUGGAUCAUAGCAUGUGUGCAAAGGUUGCUGACUUUGGUUUUUCAAAAUAUGCUCCUCAAGAAGGGGAUAGUGGUGCUUCCCUAGAAGUCAGAGGGACGGCUGGGUAUUUGGAUCCAGAGUACUAUAUGACCCAUCAUUUGUCAGAUAAAAGUGAUGUCUUUAGCUUUGGAGUGGUUCUGCUUGAAAUUGUAAGUGGUAGGGAGCCUCUCAACAUACGUAGGCCACGAAAUGAGUGGAGCCUGGUUGAAUGGGCUAAACCGUAUAUAAGGGAGUCAAAGAUUGAUGAACUAGUGGAUCCAAACAUAAAGGGAGGGUACCAUGCAGAGGCUUUGUGGAGAGUGGUGGAGGUGGCAUGGUCAUGUAUUGAGCCCUUCUCUGCGUAUCGACCAUGCAUGGCAGACAUCGUACGAGAACUAGAAGAUGCUUUGAUUAUAGAAAAUAAUGCAUCUGAGUACAUGAGGUCCAUAGAAAGCUCAGGAUCCAAUCACUUUUCCAUGGUCUUUGAGAAAAGAAUUGUUCCACCACCCACUCCUACAGAAACUUCACCUAUUCUAACACAAAAUUUGCCUCCUCCAGAGCCAAGAUAGUAAUUUGUGGGUGAAAUUUUUAUUAUUUUUUCUUUAAUUCAAAUCACGCUAUGAGAUGACAAGAGAGAAUGAGGAAAAUUCCUCACUGCUUCAUAUGAAACUACUGUUUAUUCUCUUUUUUUAGUUUAUACACUCAUCUACUUUGAGGAGAAGAAUGUAGAUUUAUGCCUAUUUGCCCGGAAUGAAUAAACUGUCUAA
This is a messenger RNA of Ziziphus jujuba (common jujube), 3333 nucleotides long. RefSeq names its product nodulation receptor kinase. Bases 349 to 3135 code for a protein of 928 amino acids. Gene Ontology annotation, molecular function: protein binding; protein kinase activity; ATP binding. The record is from RefSeq and is a predicted model, not a curated record. Gene Ontology annotation, biological process: protein phosphorylation. Lineage: Eukaryota; Viridiplantae; Streptophyta; Magnoliopsida; Rosales; Rhamnaceae. The transcript has 15 exons.